Arabidopsis thaliana (thale cress) is the source of this 3226-nucleotide messenger RNA. Its product is annotated as ARM repeat superfamily protein. Gene Ontology annotation, biological process: protein import into nucleus. Gene Ontology annotation, cellular component: cytoplasm. The record is from RefSeq and is marked reviewed. The transcript is spliced from 2 exons. Bases 938 to 2737 code for a protein of 599 amino acids. Lineage: Eukaryota; Viridiplantae; Streptophyta; Magnoliopsida; Brassicales; Brassicaceae.
AUGGGGUGAUUUAGGAAUAAAGUGUUUUUAGCUUUUGAGCCUUGCCCUUCCACAGUUCCACACCCGCUUCUUCUCUGUAUUCGAAAUUGAAAUUUCUUUUCUCAUAUCUCUCUCUCCUUCGACAGUUUCAAGUACAGACUCUCUCUCUGUCUCUGCAAACUCUAGGGUUUGGUUUUUGCUCUUCUUCGAGAAGCUUUUUGUGGAUAGAAUCUGCAGUGAGAGGGACGUGGUGUUUAAAUUGAAGCGAAAAACCCUAGCGUUUACGCAAACCUUAAUUUCCAGAGACCAGAAUGGCGAUGGAGAUCACACAGUUUCUGUUGGCUGCCCAGUCAGCCGAUGCAAGAGUCCGGACUGAAGCAGAGGGUAAUCUCAGGCAAUUCCAAGAACAGAACUUGCCGCUGUUCUUAGUAUCCUUGUCUUUUGAGCUUGCCAACAAUGAUAAACCUGCUGAAUCCCGUCGACUAGCCGGUAUUCUGCUAAAGAAUUCUCUGGACGCCAAAGAUUCUGCCACAAAAGAUCAUCUGGUGAAACAAUGGUUUGCAAUUGAUGUUGCUCUUAAAUCCCAGAUCAAGGAUCGCUUACUAAGAACUCUUGGUUCAUCUGCCCUAGAGGCAAGGCAUACUUCAGCUCAGGUUAUUGCUAAGGUAGCCUCCAUUGAAAUUCCUCAGAAGCAGUGGCCUGAACUUGUUGGAUCGCUGCUUAACAAUAUGACUCAGCAAGGCAGUCCCGCACACUUGAAGCAAUCAACCUUGGAAACUCUAGGCUAUGUCUGUGAAGAGAUAUCACACCAUGAUCUUGUGCAAGAUGAAGUGAAUUCUGUCCUCACAGCAGUUGUGCAGGGCAUGAACCAGUCUGAAAAUACUGCUGAAGUUCGUCUCGCAGCAACAAAGGCACUGUUAAUGCCUUGGAUUUCUCUCAGACAAAUUUUGAGAAUGAAAUGGAGAGGAAUUACAUCAUGAAGAUGGUAUGCGAGACAGCAUGUUCCAAGGAGGCAGAGAUCAGGCAAGCUGCUUUCGAGUGCCUUGUGUCCAUUGCAUCCACAUACUAUGAGGUGCUGGAGCACUACAUACAAACACUCUUUGAGCUCACAUCGAAUGCUGUAAAGGGAGAUGAAGAGAGCGUUUCCCUCCAAGCAAUUGAGUUCUGGAGUUCCAUCUGUGAUGAAGAGAUCGACCGUCAAGAGUAUGACAGUCCUGCUAGUGGUGACUCAUCUCCUCCCCACUCCUCUUUCAUAGAGAAGGCUCUUCCCCAUUUAGUUCAAAUGUUGCUAGAAACUCUGCUGAAGCAGGAAGAGGAUCAGGACCAUGAUGACGACGUCUGGAACAUAUCUAUGGCUGGCGGGACAUGCCUUGGCCUGGUUGCCAGAACAGUUGGAGAUCAUGUAGUCCCUCUUGUGAUGCCUUUUGUUGAAAAAAACAUAAGUUCGCCAGAUUGGCGCUGCCGGGAGGCAGCCACUUAUGCUUUUGGAUCAAUUUUGGAGGGCCCAACAAUUGAUAAGCUUGCCCCGAUGGUUGCUGCUGGCUUGGAAUUUCUCCUUAAUGCAACCAAGGAUCAGAAUAACCAUGUCAGGGAUACAACUGCUUGGACUCUGAGCCGUAUCUUUGAAUUUUUGCACUCCCCAGACAGUGGUUUCUCUGUUAUAUCACCCGAAAACCUCCCUAGAAUUGUGAGUGUAUUACUGGAAUCAAUUAAAGAUGUGCCAAAUGUUGCAGAGAAGGUCUGUGGAGCAAUAUACAAUCUUGCACAGGGAUAUGAAGACUCUGGAGCAAGUUCAUCUCUUCUCUCUCCUUAUCUUACAGAGAUCAUCACACAUCUGCUUGCAGCUGCUGAGCGUACAGAUGGGGCAGAGUCUAAGCUAAGAGGUGCUGCGUAUGAAACCUUGAACGAGGUUGUCCGGUGUUCAAACCUUUCAGAGGCCUCAAGCAUCAUAGCGCAUCUCCUCCCUGCCAUCAUGAAAAAAUUAGCUGAGACAAUGGACCUCCCUAUAAUAUCAACUGAUGACCGUGAGAAGCAAGCGGAAGUCCAGGCUUCUCUGUGUGGUGUUCUCCAAGUUAUAAUCCAGAAGCUGAGCGGCAGGGAGGAUACGAAACCCAUCAUAAUGCAGAGCGCAGAUGACAUUAUGAGGCUGUUCCUAAGAGUGUUUGGAUGCCAUAGUUCAAGUGUCCACGAAGAAGCCAUGCUUGCAAUCGGUGCUCUUGCAUAUGCUACUGGAGCUGAGUUUGUGAAAUACAUGCCCGAGCUUUUCAAAUAUCUCCAGAUGGGGCUGCAGAAUUUCGAAGAAUACCAAGUCUGCUCAAUCACAGUAGGAGUGCUUGGUGACAUUUGCCGUGCCCUGGAUGAAAAAAUCCUACCUUUUUGCGAUCAGAUAAUGGGUCUCCUUAUCCAAAACCUUCAAAGUGGGGCACUCCACAGAUCAGUGAAGCCUCCAAUAUUCUCAUGCUUUGGAGACAUUGCUCUGGCAAUUGGUGCUCAUUUUGAAAGGUAUGUAGCACCAGCCGUUCAGAUCAUGCAAGGGGCUGCUCAGGUGUGUGCUCAGAUGGAUACCCUUGACGAGGAGCUUAUGGAUUAUGCAAACCAACUGCGGAGAAGCAUCUUUGAGGCAUACUCCGGGAUACUACAAGGGUUCAAGGACACAAAAGCCGAGCUCAUGAUGCCCUACGCUCAACAUCUCCUGCAGUUUGUUGAACUAGUAUCCAAAGAUCCCCUGAGGUCCGUACCAUGUGGUUUGAAAAUAUAAUCAAUUUGUUCCUUCUGGUUUCGUUGCACAUAUUAAACUUGUAACUGGUGUUUUGUUAUGAGAGCAGGGAUGAGAGCGUGACAAAAGCCGCGGUUGCAGCGAUGGGUGAUCUUGCGGAUGUUGUAGGAGAGAACACAAAGCAGUUGUUCCAAAACUUCACCUUCUUCGGUGAGUUCCUUAAUGAGUGUCUCGAAUCAGAGGAUGAAGAUCUCAAGGUCACUGCACGCUGGACUCAAGGAAUGAUUGCAAGGCUCAUGCACCCAUCAUAAAUUUAACCCUCUAUUUUUUUUGCAUGUCGUCUUUCCGCUUCUCUCUAUCGUAUCAUGUGAAUAGUGGUUAGUUUUUUUUUGGGUAAAAGUAGUUUAAUUCCCCUCAGGCCAUAUCUGUUUGAGGUUGGGUCUUAUUUUGUUCUCUUGGGGUAGUUAAUGCAAAACUCUUUUAUUGUUCUUUGGUUACUCCAUUAUCAAUCAAAGUAUCGUUGGUCGCUCU